UAACCAUACCUGGAAACAACAUCCACGCGAAGAACUUCCCCAUGCAUCGCUUCAGAAAAGCAUGAAUCUCUUCGAGUCAUCCAAAUUUUUGCUGUAAAAUGCCUUUAGUUGUGUUGUGUGGAUACCCGUGCAGUGGUAAAACCCGGCGAGCUCAUGAGCUGAGAGAUUAUUUGACGCAAAAUACAGAGAGAAAGGUUCAUGUUGUCGGAGAUGAGAUUCAAGGAAUUGAUAAGAACUCUGUAUAUUCAGACUCACAGAAAGAGAAGAAUCUGAGAGGUGCACUGCGAGCUGAAGUUGAGAGGAAAGUCAAUAGAGAUGAUGUUGUGAUUCUUGAUUCCUUGAAUUACAUUAAAGGAUACAGAUAUGAGCUGUUUUGUCUUAUCAAACAUACACAGACGCCACAUUGCUUGGUGUACUGUUUAACAUCAGCUGAGGUGAGCUCAGAAUGCAAUAAAGCCAGAGAGGCUGAUUCUCAGUACACUCAGGAAAUUCUUGAUGGACUUGUACUGAGAUUUGAAGCCCCUGAUUCAAGGAACAGAUGGGAUAGUCCACUGUUUACUAUUCAGAAAGAGGACGCACUUCCAUUUGAAGCCAUCUGUGAUGCUCUUUUCAAAAGAAAAGCACCACCACCUAAUCAGUCCACGCAAAGUCAACCUCUCUCAUCCACCAAUUUUCUGUACGAGUUGGACAAAGUUACACAAGACAUCCUUAUGGCUCUUCUUGACUCACAGAAGACCAGUGUCCCUGGAGAUCUUAUAUCUACUCCUGGAGCUACAGAAAAGAUAUCCUUUUUUCACACGUUUAGCAUUUUUACCCUUGUUUGUGCACUGAACUUCUAUUUGUUUUCUUCAGUGAUUCUUUUGCAGUGAUUCUUGGGAAGACAUGUCAUGGGCUUUAACCCACCAACCACCAGAGCUCUUUGAUAUCUCUUAUAUAUUUCCUAAGCCUCCUUCCUUAUAGCAAAGCAUUAAAAAAACAGCAAGAAAGCUAGUACAACUCUCCCUCAACUGAAAUUUUGUACAUUAACAAAAAGUGUAUCUGUUUAAUGCUAACUGAAGACUGAUAUGACCUUUGCGCAUGCAAUGGAUACACAAACAUCAAAGAAUGUCAUUUUGUUUUGAUGCAUUUGCAGUUUAGUAAUUGUCCAUAACUGCUUUAGCUUUCGAACAAGGUAAGCCGAGGAACCAGUUGGCGGCUCUUUGAAGUACUACUAUAUGUGAUUCAAAGGGUUUAUUACUAGAAGUUAAUUUAAACACAUCAUGAAAUGGCAAAUAAUUUUGUGUGAUUGCAAUAUUUGAAAUUGGUUCCUUCUGAUCAAAAUGAAACUGGUUGAUUGAAUGUGGUAAUAUUAUGCACACCCUGCUUCAUUUCCUUGACCUUCUUAAUACAUCAAACUCACAAGAAGUCUUAACAUGGUGGAACUGAGGAAACUCAGACGCCAGUUCAUCAGUUACACCAAGAUGCAUCCAACAGAGAACAUUGGACAGAUUGCCAAUAUGUUUGUGCAAUAUCUUAAUAAGAGUAUGCACUAACUGUCCUCAAAUUGUGUUUUUAAAUGAGUAGUUAAUGGCAUAUUUAUUGUUUUCAAGUUGCUUUUUAACGAUGUAUUUGUUUUAAGUGCAAUAAAAUUAGAAAUCUUUUCAUUAAUGAAUUUGACUCAGAUCAACUAGCAAGAAUCAUCUAACAGUUCUUGCCUUUUGCUGGAUAGCUGGGUAAAGUAUUUUUUUUCCAAAGAAAGUAACUCAAAAUUCAAGAAAAGUAAAAAAAAAUGUGGCCCAUAUAGUUGUCAUGUUUAUUUAGUUGGCA
Molecule: messenger RNA, 1806 nt
Organism: Triplophysa rosa
Lineage: Eukaryota; Metazoa; Chordata; Actinopteri; Cypriniformes; Nemacheilidae
Gene: kti12
Product: KTI12 chromatin associated homolog
Exons: 8
Coding region: 99-869 (256 amino acids)
Source: RefSeq, a predicted model, not a curated record